Messenger RNA from Coregonus sp. 'balchen', 19315 nucleotides. The record is from the annotation of a GenBank genome assembly. Lineage: Eukaryota; Metazoa; Chordata; Actinopteri; Salmoniformes; Salmonidae.
AUGGAACAGAGGAUGGAGAGAGCAGCGAUAGAGAGAGCGAGAGAAAGCAGACAGAGGGGGGUAGAGCAAGAGAGGAGGAUGAAGGAGGAGAGGAACAGAGGUCUUUCUGUCAGUGGAGUUCCGCUCCCAUGUCACUCAGCACAAACGGAAGCUCCCCACAGUGUGUGCGCUAAAACGUCAGAUAAGACACACACACACACACACUAGGCCCUCUGUGCCACCCUGCACAGAGCUGUGUGUGUGUUGUUUUUUCAGGCUGCAAGGCUUUUGAAAUGGGUGAAGACACUCACCUGCUGUUUAGAUUCACACCAGAUUACAGAUUGCACACUCCUAUCUGUCUCGCUCCAUUCACCUGCUUGUUAAUUCUGUCUCUUUCUCUCUCGGAUCAUAUCUUUGGCAUUGGUCCCAGUUCAGCAUUUCUCAGGAGUGUCAUAGUGACAGCGUGAUAAUUACGUUGCCUGGGUGUUGUUUGGAGCGUUUUAUGAUAACGGGCUACUUUUUCUAGUUGACUGAGAGAACACACAACAACAGAAUGAUGCUCAGCUCCCAGCUGCCACUUUGUGUCAUAUGAUUGUAGUGAAACUAAAGUGUGCGUGCAUGCAUGACGGACUGAUUAAAGUCAGCCUGUGAAAUCUCUCUCUUUCUGUCUUCUGUUCUCUCUCUCACUGUCAUACCCUUCAUUUACAGGCUUCAUUUUCCUACUCAUGGAAAGAAAUGAGUAAGCUAGUUGUCCUUGUGUGUGUUCGUUCGUACAGUAUGUAGGCUAAUAGCCCCACUAGGCCGUGCUGAAGCCAGGGGAUCAGAGUAUUAAGUCUGCCCCACACAGGGUUCUCUACACGUGGUACCCCCCUCCAUCUUUCCAGUGCCCUUGGACGGACGGACGGACGGACCCACCCCACCCACCCACCAGGACGAGAAAGUAAAACGUGUUUUUAAUGCAAUUAACAGAGCCAGUCUGUAAACAGCCAGUCUGCUGUGUGUUUCAGCCCCUGAGGACUGUGGGUACAGAGGGCAGCAGCAGCCAUGUCCGGCUCCUAUGAUGACUCCAUGAUCGACGUCUCCAGUGACAGCUUCUGGGAGGUGAGACGGUAGACAACAUACAGUAUAUCACACACACACUGAAAAACAUACAAUUAAAGAGCAUACGUCAUUAUAUGAUAUGCACGUAGCUGUACACUCACACAACUCCCACCCUGCCACACACACACACCCAUGUCCUCUCACCUUCCCCCCCCCCCCCCAGGUGGGGAACUACAAGCGGACAGUGAGGCGGGUGGACGAUGGCAGUCGCCUGUGUAACGACCUGAUGAACUGUCUCCAUGAGCGGGCGCGCAUCGAGAAGUCCUACGCACAGCAGCUCACAGAGUGGUCCAAACGCUGGAGACAGCUUAUAGAGAAAGGUAGACACACACACACACACACACACACAUUUCAGUGCUCCAAGCAAUGAAGACAGGUGUGUGUUCCACUCCCUUUACCCCCUCUGUUCCCUUGGACUCUCAGUACCGCACUCUCCAUCAGCGUGAGCAUGCAUGUGUGUGUUAUUAUCUAAUCGUGUGCAUCCCCAGGCCCCCAGUACGGGACCCUGGAGCGGGCGUGGGGUGCCCUGUGCACUGAGGCGGAGAAGGUGAGCGAGCUCCACAUGGAGGUGAAGGCGGCGCUGAUGGGGGAGGACUUUGAGAAGCUCAAGGUGUGGCAGAGGGACUACUACCACAAACAGAUGAUCGGAGGCUUCAAGGAGACCAAGGAGGCUGACGACGGCUUCCGCAAGGCACAGAAACCCUGGGCCAAGAAACUGAAAGAGGUUAGGGAGUCAUACAGACAGACACACACACACACACACAGACAAUACAAACGGUGCAAGCACACAGGCAUGCAGAUACCCACCACAAAGCACACACACACCAUCAUUAAAUGAGGUUAGAUGUGGAUUCAGAGUGACGAGCAAGAACACAGAACUAAGAAGCUCAGAUGUAAAGAAACACACACACAUCAGCUUUACCCUGCAUUUAUCAGUCCAUUGAUUUCUGCAAUAGCCACGACAAUUAUUCCCAUCACCCCUCAGUUCACUUGAACACAUAUCUCUGACUCACUGCUUUGGCUGUUUUCAGCUCCUUCUCUCAUGGACUAGCUGCUAUGCUGUACAACAAACAGGCCAUUAGCGCUAUAUAACAGGCUAUUUCAUUAGUGUUGGCCAUUCAUAGGAAGCAGUGGCAUGGAACUUUCCGCUGGCCACACAGGCAGCUACUGAGAAGGGGAAGGCCAUUGCGUGUCGAACCGCCGGCUUGAUUUGUUAUGGUGGGGGAAAGAUAUUGGGCUGCUCUGCUGUGCGUUUGGCUAGCAGUAGUAGUGCAGAUGAACUGCAGCUUCUGUGACACACACACUCCCGCUUUCACAAACUGGCACACACUCAAAUGGCGUCUGACGUCACUUCUCCUCUGACCUGGGAGUUCUGGAACAGGCCUGUUUUUGUUUCUGUCGCCAUUUUAGUCGCCAUUUUACCGGGCUGGACGCGACCUUCUUGGUCACUGAGUUUGUAGUGUACCAGUGUCACAAUCUGAGACUUCCUGGUGUGAGAUAUGGGGGGCCCAGGCAAAUCUUGCUUAUGGCCCCCAAAAGGCUAGAGCCGGUCUUUUUCCUAAGCUUGUCUACCACUGAAAGGGUAGAAUCAUAUUGAAUAGUCAACUUGGCUACUGCGCAAUGCUAACUUGGUUAUCAAUUGGCUACAUAAGCAUGAUGUGAUGAUGUUAACCGCUGUACCUUACCUUCUCUGUGCCGUAUGGCAGGUGGAGACGAUGAAGAAGGCGUACCACGGGGCCUGUAAGGAAGAGAAGCUGGCCACAAGCCGGGAGAACAACAGCAAGAUGGAGAACAACAGCAACCCUGAGGCCCAGAAGAAGCUGCAGGAUAAGGUGGAGAAGUGCCAGCAGGAGAUGGAGAAGGUAGGGAUGGGGGGGGGGGUUACACUGGUGUAAAAUAAUCUCUGCGUGGACGUGUGUUUUAUGUCUAUGUUGUGUGUCAUGGCUGGAAUGUGACUCUGAGACCAUUGAGUAUCUGGACAAUAUGGAGCAAAUGUUUCAGCUGCGUAUGUGCGUAUGCAUUGUGUGUGUGUGUGUGUGCGCGCUUGCCUGUGUGUAUGUCUCCUUACCUGUGUGUGUGUGUGCUUCCCUCUAUGAUCCUCUGGGUCCCAGACUAAGGAGCGCUAUGAGAAGUCUCUGGAGGAGCUGGACAAGAUAACUCCCCAGUACAUGGAGAACAUGGAGCAGGUGUUUGAACAGUGGCAGCAGUUUGAGGACAAACGCAUCACCUUCUUCAAAGCGCUUCUGCUGGAAGUCAAGCAUCACCUCGACCUCUCCACCAAUCACAAGUAAGACCCCUCCGCCUCUCCACCAAUCACAAGUAGACCAUGACACCUCUCCACCAAUCACAAUUCGGCUAUGACACCUUUCCACCAAUCACAAGUAGGCUAAGACACCUAUACCUCUCCAUCAAUGACGAGUAAGACCCCUCCACCAAUUACAAGUAAGACCCUUCUGCAUCUCCACAAAUCCCUAGUAAGACACCUACACCUCUCCAGAAAUCACUAGUAAGACAUCUCCACCUCUCCACAAAUCCCUAGUUAGACACCUCCACCUCUCCACAAAUCACUAGUAAGACAUCUCCACCUCUCCACAAAUCACUAGUAGACACUCUCCACCUCUCCACAAAUCACUAGUAAGACACCUCCACCUCUCCACAAAUCACUAGUAAGACACCUCCACCUCUCCACAAAUCACUAGUAAGACACCUCCACCUCUCCACAAAUCACUAGUAAGACACCUCCACCUCUCCACAAAUCACUAGUAAGACACCUCCACCUCUCCACAAAUCACUAGUAAGACACCUCCACCUCUCCACAAUCACUAGUAAGACAACCACCCUCCACAAAUCACUAGUAAACACUUCCACCUCUCCACAAAUCACUAGUAAGACAAACCUCCACCUCUCUCCACAAAUCACUAGUAAGACACCUCCACCUCUCCACAAAUCACUAGUAAGACACCUCCACCUCUCCACAAAUCACUAGUAAGACACCUCCACCUCUCCAUAUCAAUUCCAAAUGGACCCCUAGCCUCUGCAUCAUAUGCACUCUAAGCUUCAUAGCUUGAUUUGCCUUCUGAUUGGCUGCUAUUCAAUUCUCGUAUAUCUACAGGAGUGGCUAGGGAGUAGGGGAUAAGUGUCCAUUUGGAUUUCAGCCUCUACAACCCAGAUCUACCUAGAGGGGGGAUUUGGGAUUGGACAUCAUUAGGAUCUCUCUCUCCUCUCUUCCUCUUCCUGUUCUCUCCCUCUCUAGAUUCCAGACAGUUUUCCACACGUUGGAGGACACUAUCUCUGCUGCUGAUGCUGAGGAGGACCUCAAGUGGUUCCGCUCCAACCACGGUCCUGGCAUGCCCAUGAACUGGCCCCAGUUUGAGGUACGGGGAGAGGGGGAUGAGGGAGAAGGAUGGGAGAUGAAUGUGAGAGAGAGAGAGGGGUUUAGCUCCAAUGAACUGGCCCCAGUUUGAGGAACAGGUAUUGGGAGAGUAUUGAGGAAAUGAAAGAUGGGAGAGAGAGUGGCUCAGUGUCAGUGAACGGUUCUGAGUUUGAGGUACAUGGUGAGGCGAGAGAAGGUAGGCGAGAGAAGGGGAGAGCGAAUGGUUCAGCUCCAAUGAACUUGAAGGUAAUAUAUUAAAACUGCUACUUUGAGAGAGGAAGAAGGAGGGAGUUCUCCAAGCCAUGCCCAUGGACCGACUCAAGUAAAUGAAUAACUUUAGAAAUCAGGUUAAAAUAGAUUGAGCCAGAAAGUUAGUCAGCCUAUCGGUCAGUCAGUCCUUCAUGUCCUCAGGAGAAGUUUCAGUACAUUACAACCAGAUCAGAGCGAUCCGGUGUUGUCUUAGAUUCUCUUCCCCUAUUAGAUUAUCUUUCCCUUCAUACGAACAGAAACUGAAAGCCCAUAAUUCAGCCGAACGUCUUGCUUCCGGACAAGCUAAACACCUUCUUCGCCCGCUUUGAGGAUAAUACAGUGCCACCGAUGCGGCCCUCUACCCAGGACUGUGGGCUCUCCUUCACCGUGGCCGACGUGAGUAAGACAUUUAAGCGUGUUAACCCUCGCAAGGCUGCCGGCCCAGACGGCAUCCCUAGCCGCGUCCUCAGAGAAUGCGCAGACCAGCUGGCAGGUGUGUUUACGGACAUAUUCAAUCUCUCCCUAUCCCAAUCUGCUGUCCCCACAUGCUUCAAUAUGGCCACCAUUGUCCCUGUACCCAAGAAAGCAAAGGCAACUGAACUAAAUGACUAUCGCCCCGUAGCACUCACUUCUGUCAUAAUGAAGUGCUUUGAGAGACUAAUCAAGGAUCAUAUAACCUCUACGUUACCUGCCACCCUAGAUCCACUUCAAUUUGCUUACCGCCCCAAUAGAUCCACAGGCGAUGCAAUCUCCAUCACACUGCACACUGCCCUAUCCCAUCUGUACAAGAGGAAUACAAUGCCUUGCAAAAGUAUUCAUCCCCCUUGGCGUUUUUCCUAUUUUGUUGCAUUACAGCCUGUAAUUUAAAUAUAUUUUUAUUUGGAUUUCAUGUAAUGGACAUACACAAAAUUGUCAAAAUUGGUGAAGUGAAAUGAAAAACAUAACUUGUUUCAAAGAAUUCUAAAAAAUAAAUAACGGAAAAGUGGUGCAUGCAUAUGUAUUCACCCCCUUUGCUAUGAAGCCCCUAAAUAAGAUCUGGUGCAACCAAUUACCUUCAAAGUCACAUAAUAAAUUAAAUAAAGUCAACCUGUGUGCAAUCUAAGUGUCACAAGAUCUCAGUAUAUAUACACCUGUUCUGAUAGGCCCCAGAGUCUGCAACACCACUAAGCAAGGGGCACCACCAAGCAAGCGGCACCAUGAAGACCAAGGAGCUCUCCAAACAGGUCAGGGACAAAGUUGUGGAGAAGUACAGAUCAGGGUUGGGUUAUAAAAAAAUAUCUGAAACUUUGAACAUCCCACGGAGCACCAUUUUUAAAUCCAUUAUUAAAAAAUGGAAAUAAUAUGGCACCACAACAAACCUGCCAAGAGAGGGCCGCCCACCAAAACUCACAGACCAGGCAAUGAGGGCAUUAAUCAUAGAGGCAACAAAGAGACCAAAGAUAACCCUGAAGGAGCUGCAAAGCUCCACAGCAGAGAUUGGAGUAUCUGUCCAUAGGACCACUGUUAGCCGUACACUCCACAGAGCUGGGCUUUACGGAAGAGUGGCCAGAAAAAAGCCAUUGCUUAAAGAAAAAAAUAAGCAAACACGUUUAGUGUUCGCCAAAAGGCAUGUGGGAGACUCCCCAAACAUAUGGAAGAAGGUACUCUGGUCAGAUGAGACUAAAAUUGAGCUUUUUGGCCAUCAAGGAAAACGCUAUGUCUGGCGCAAACCCAACAACUCUCAUCACCCCGAGAACAGCGUGGUGGCAGCAUCAUGCUGUGGGGAUGUUUUUCAUCUGCAGGGACUGGGAAACUGGUCAGAAUUAAAGGAAUGAUGGAUGGCGCUAAAUACAGGGAUAUUCUUGAGGGAAACCUGUUUCAGUCUUCCAGAGAUUUGAGACUGGGACAGAGGUUCACCUUCCAGCAGGACAAUGACCCUAAGCAUACUGCUAAAGCAACACUCGAGUGGUUUAAGGGGAAACAUUUAAAUGUAUUGGAAUGACCUAGACAAAGCCCAGACCUCAAUCCAAUUGAGAAUCUGAGGUAUGACUUAAAGAUUGAUGUACACCAGCGGAACCCAUCCAACUUGAAGGAGCUGGAGCAGUUUUGCCUUGAAGAAUGGGCAAAAAUCCCAGUGGCUAGAUGGGCCAAGCUUAUAAAGAGACUUGCAGCUGUAAUUGCUGCAAAAGGUGGCUCUACAAAGUAUUGACUUUGGGGGGGGUGAAUAGUUAUGCACGCUCAAGUAUUCAGUUUUGUUGUCUUAUUUCUUGUUUGUUUCACAAUGAAACAUAUUUUGCAUCUUCAAAGUGGUAGGCAUGUUGUGUAAAUCACAACCCCCCCAAAAUCCAUUUUAAUUCCAGGUUGUAAGGCAACAAAAUAGGAAAAAUGCCAAGGGGGGUGAAUACUUUUGCAAGCCACUGUACCUAUUUAAAAAUGCUGUUCAUUGACUAUAGCUCAGCAUUCAACAUCAUAGUACCCUCCAAGCUCAUCAUUAAGCUCGAGGCCCUGGGUCUGAACUCCGCCCUGUGCAACUGGGUCCUGGACUUCCUGACGGGCCACCCCAGGUGGUGAAGGUAGGAAACAACACCUCCACUUCGCUGAUCCUCAACACUUGGGCCCCACAAGGGUGCAUGCUCAGCACCCUCCUGUACUCCCUGUUCACCCAUGACUGCGUGGCCAAGAACCCCUCCAACUCAAUCAUCAAGUUUACAGACAGCACAACAGUAGUAGGCUUGAUUACCAACAAUGACGAGACAGCCUACAGGGAAAAGGUGAGGGCUCUGGGAGUGUGGUGCCAGAAAAAUAACAAAACAAAGAAGAUGAUUGUGGAAAGCUUCAAGGUCCUCGGUGUACACAUCACUGACAAACUGAAAUGGUCCACAAACAGCGCCUCUUCAACCUCAGGAGGCUGAAGAAAUUUGGCUUGGCACCUAAAACCCUCACAAACUUUUACAGAUGCACAAUUGAGAGCAUCCUGUCGGGCUGUAUCACCGCCUGGUACGGCAACUGCACCGCCCGCAACCGCAGGGCUCUCCAGAGGGUGGUGCGGUCUGCCCAAUGCAUCACCGGGGUCAACCUACCAGCCCUCCAGGACACCUACAGCACCUGAUGUCACAGGAAGGCCAAAAAGAUAAUCAAGGACAACAACCACCCAAGCCACUGCCUGUUCACCCCGCUAUCAUCCAGAAGGCGAGGCCAUCAGACUGUUAAAUAGCCUUCACUAGCACAUUAGAAGCUGCUGCCUAUAUACAUAGAUUAGAAAUCACUGGCCACUUUAAUAAAGGGAACACUAGUCACUUUAAUAAUGUUUACAUAUCUUGCAUUACUCAUCUCAUAUGUAUAUACUGUAUUCUAUACUAUUCUACUGUAUCUUAGUCUGUGCCGCUCUGACAUUGCUCGUCCAUAUAUUUAUAUAUUCUGAAUUCCAUUGCUUUACUUAGAUUUGUGUGUAUUGGGUAUAUGUUGUGAAAUUGUUAGAUAUUACUUGUUAGAUAUUACUGCACUGUCGGAGCUAGAAAAGCAUUUCGCUACACCCGCAAUAACAUCUGCUAAACACAUGUAUGUGACCAAUAAGAUUUGAUUUUAUCAUUAAUUUGCAAACCAAAUCUGAAGAGGGAACACAAUGUUUAUCUUGGUGAGGAGCUUGACAACUGUAGGGAUGAAAACUGCUGCUGGUGUUAAAUUGGUAUUAAUAACUCAAAAAGAUUUAUGGCUCUGUGGAAAGAUUCCAUUAGAACUACUGUUCCCACUCCGAGAGCUAGCUUGCCAUUUCUCCCUCUAGGUCAGGGGUGUUAAGUCAUUUUGCCUCGGGGGCUGCAUUCGCUCUUCAACGAGGUCCGAAGGGUCGCGCUGAAAAUGUUAUAUUUCGAUGUCGUCAGAAUUUUCAAAAAUAGUCCCCUAUCUAUCGUAUUUUGAAUUUUUGAUGCUCCCUGAAUGUCUAGUGAUUAUUAGUGAGCUGGACAGUCAAGAAACGGUAUGAAUAUAGAUCUAUUAUAAUUUCUACACUGUUUCGAUUUGGUUUUAGUCAUUUUAAAGUGUAUUGAGUUCGUUGUCAAUACACCCCCCUCCCCCCACACAUAUUAUUUUUUACUCAAACCACCCACGGGCCAGAUUGGACCCCCUCUCAGUCCAAGCAUUUUGUUGACAUAGAGUUUUACUUAAAGAUAUAGUAAGGGCAUACUGUGACAUGUUGUACCACACAAAAGCCCAUUGUGACAGAGUGUGCAAUCUCCCCAGCGUUUUUCUGUAAUUUGACAGGAGAUGCACACAGACACACACCAAACCUGUCUGUCAGGUUGUACCGAACACUGACUAAUCAAUGCACAGACCGUAACCAAGCUCUAUCCAAGAGGAACUGAUAUCACUGUCAAAACAUAAAGGCAUGGAGUAUUAUUCGGUUGGUGUCAAACCAUGUUACAAAACAACAGAUGGAAAAGCAAGGUAUAGAAUGGACACAAUUAUCUUUCAAUAUUACUCUGUACCGCGCUACACUCUGUUAAUUUAUCUCCCAUGGGAAGUUGAAGUGUUGAAUCAGGUGUGCUAGUGCUGGGCUAGAGCAAAUAUGUGCCCCCUGGUAUGGAUUGAGAAACACUGAUUUAGCACACACUCUUAUCCAUAGUUACUUCAUGUAGGUUCAUUCAGUAAUUAAAAACAAGCAUUUGACUGAGGUAGAAUCUCUUCAGACAUCGAUGUUGGUAGUAGGGUUAGGGUAGAAGAAGAAGAGUAGGAGAAGAGCAUUUCAAAUGACCAUGACACACAAACACCACAUCAAAACAACACAACACUAAAUGAAGAGUAACAUUUAUCACAAGACACCUCUUCAUGAUCACAGACUAACUAAUACUGUGCUUAGAUGUAUUCCUUUGAAUGUUAAAGCACUGUUCUUUAAAUGGCUGUUCUUUACAAAGAAAAUAAUGUUCCUGUCUUGUACACCCCCCCCCCCCCCCCCCCCCCCCCCACCAGGACUGGUCCUGCUACCCUAGGUCCAGAAGGUCCAUUGUAGUGAGUUUUACAUGGGAAGGACUGUUCUAUCACCAUGGUUCCUGGGGGAGGGUCACUUACCUCACUCUCCUUCCUCUGUUUGCAUUUUCUCUCUCUUUCUGUGUGUGUGUUCGGUUUAUGUGUGCCCAUUCUGGCCCUCCUAAUCCCUUACAAGAAGCACCUGCAAACACACAAGAAAGUGCACGCGCGCGCACACACACACAUCUGAUGAAUGGCCUCUGCACCACGUCUGUCGAGUAUGACCAGUGUGGGGAUGUGUGUGUGACUGCCCCCUCCCUUCCUCCCUCUGUCUCAUCCUAUGGAUGUUUAUGUCUUCCUGGAUGUCUGGAUUCCAGAACACUCCCUCUCUCAUCUUUCUCUCGUUCAGAGUUCCUCUCUUUAACCUUUCACCCCGUGGUGACCUCUGACCUCGUGUCAGCCCCUAUGAACCCUGCAGGGGGUCACAUGAUGUCUGCCAGGUCGUGUGAUGUCAUUUGACCCUCUGGGUUCACCAGUCAGGCCCUGAGACUGACCUUUGAACUUCGAGAACAGCAAACUUAUUAUAUCUGUGGGAACAGGGAGUGACUUGGGAAAAGGUAGAACUAUAAGUGAAAUGUAACCUCCAUAGAGCUGUAGUAAGUCUAGGGAUAAAGUGGCAGUAUUGGACCAUGUUAAAGUUUGUGUGUCUGUCUGUGGGCUUGCAUUGCAUAAUGUUCUCCUAACGUUGGGAUGAGGUUCUGUUGGUGUUGGUUGGGAUAAUGUUUUGAUUCAAGCCCACUCCUUAGCUUCUGGUGGAGGUGUGUGGUGGCUCUAACAAUGUCUGUCUUUAUGGUGAUUGAUGUGUUUCUCUUAACCACACACACACACACACAAUUUCAGUACUCCACAGCCCUGGUCUUCAGUGUUUAGUCACAGCCUGAGAAAUGUUUGCCUAACGUUACCUAGUGAGUGUGCUAGUUAGAGCAUCAGACUUCCAAUGAGUGUGCACUUGGGUGUAAGUGUGUGCAUUAUUUCAAUGCUUGUCCUUAGUGUAGUAUUGUUGCUAAGACAAGCAGUUUCAGUUACUAAUGUUUGAACAUUGAAGUUGAAUCCGUUGAGCUGAGCAUGUGAAUCAUGUUCAUCUGUGUCCAAGGGUACAUGACUAAUCGUGUGUGUGUGUGUGUGUCACAGGACUGGUCCAUAGACUUCAACCGUACACUGAGUCGGCGAGAGACUAAGAAGAAGCCUUCCGAUGGAGUCACCCUGACGGGCAUCAGCCAAAUGGAAGAGCAGCAGGCAGCCAAGAGUAGCAGCAGGUAACCACACACACACACACUGUCAGGAAGUGGGAAGACAUUUAUCAAGGUGCAGUAGAUAAACAAACAUGUCGGAAGGCCAGUGAAAGAAUGUAGCUUCCAAUACUCUCUUACCACUGCCACACACAUAAACAUUCCACACACCACUUCCAAAUCUAAACAUCAUAGUUACUGUUCCUCCACAACAAGGCUCUCUGCUGCUGAUCGGGAGCGCUGGUAAAGCAUUCCGGAGAAUAGCCUUUGGAAUGAAGUCUUUCACCACUGAGCUGUUGCCAUGGUCACAGUAAACAUUCCUGUAACAAGCCCUGAGAAUACAGAGCUGCCCCACUGACUGUAACGGUUGCACAAUGGUUGUUUAAUGGUUGCACACUGGUGAAUUGACUCCAAACAUGACCCAUGGUGUGUAUAGGGUGUGUACUGGGGGAGUGUGUGUGUGUUAGUGGGCACUGGAGGAGAAGAGGGGAGUUAAUGAGAGGAAUGUGAGGCACAGAAAGCAUUUGACCCUUUGGUAUCCAUCAGAUGUGCAUACUGCCAAACAUGGGUCUGCCUCGCACUACCAGCAUAAGAGACACGUACUCUGUCACCUCACUUCUACAGUACAGUAGGCUAUAUCUGUGUCUACAGGGGUGAAGGUGUGUGUGUGUGUGUGUGUGUCGAUCAAAAUUAGUUGUACUUACAGUGGAAAUUAAUUUUCACAGCUCACGACAACACAAACAAUAGACUGUACAAACAAUGGCCAUAUAAGGAAAAGGAGGUAACAGUGAACAUCUUUGUCUGGACCGUAGUAUAACCACACUCCUUCCUCAUGUUCAUGUAUUAUGAGAGUUGGUCCACAUUCCUGCGCUCUAGCAAAAUCAGAGAUACAACCACUACAAGGGUUGUACAGUCGUGGUCAAACAUUUUGAGAAUUGGUCUUCACAAAGUUUGCUGCUUCAGUGUUUUUUUAUAUUUUUGUCAGAUGUUACUAUGGUAUUUUUUAUUUAUUUUUAUUUCACCUUUAUUUAACCAGGUAAGCCAGUUGAGAACAAGUUCUCAUUUACAACUGCGACCUGGCCAAGAUAAAGCAAAGCAGUGCGAUAAAAACAACACAGAGUUACAUAUUAUACUGAAGUAUAAUUACAAGCAUUCCAUAAGUGUCAAAGGCUUUUAUUGACAAUUACAUUAAGUUUAUGCAAAGAGUCAAUAUUUGCAGUGUUGACACUUCUUUUUCAAGACCUCUGCAAUCCGCCCUGGCAUGCUGUCAAUUAACUUCUGGGCCACAUCCUGACUGAUGGCAGCCCAUUCUUGCAUAAUCAAUGCUUGGAGUUUGUCAGAAUUUGUGGGUUUUUGUUUGUCCACCCGCCUCUUGAGGAUCGACCACAAGUUCUCAAUGGGAUUAAGGUCUGGGGAGUUUCCUGGCCAUGGACCCAAAAUGUCGAUGUUUUGUUCCCCGAGCCACUUAGUUAUCACUUUUGCCUUAUGGCAAGGUGCUCCAUCAUGCUGGAAAAGGAAUUGUUCGUCACCAAACUGUUCUUGGAUGGUUGGGAGAAGUUGCUCUCGGAGGAUGUGUUGGUACCAUUCUUUAUUCAUGGCUGUGUUCUUAGGCAAAAUUGUGAGUGAGCCCACUCCCUUGGCUGAGAAAGCAACCCCACACAUGAAUGGUCUCAGGAUGCUUUACUGUUGGCAUGACACAGGACUGAUGGUAGCGCUCACCUUGUCUUCUCCGGACAAGCUUUUUUCCGGAUGCCCCAAACAAUCGGAAAGGGGAUUCAUCAGAGAAAAUGACUUUACCCCAGUCCUCAGCAGUCCAAUCCCUGUACCUUUUGCAGAAUAUCAGUCUGUCCCUGAUGUUUUUCCUGGAGAGAAGUGGCUUCCUUGCUGCCCUUCUUGACACCAGGCCAUCCUCCAAAAGUCUUCGCCUCACUGUGCAUGCAGAUGCACUCACACCUGCCUGCUGCCAUUCCUGAGCUGGUGGUGCCCCGAUCCCGCAGCUGAAUCAACUUUAGGAGACGGUCCUGGCGCUUGCUGGACUUUCUUGGGCGCCCUGAAGCCUUUUUCACAACAAUUGAACCUCUCUCCUUGAAGUUCUUGAUGAUCCGAUAAAUGGUUGAUUUAGGUGCAAUCUUACUAGCAGCAAUAUCAUUGCCUGUGAAGCCCCUUUUGUGCAAAGCAAUGAUGACGGCACGUGUUUCCUUGCAGGUAACCAUGGUUAACAGAGGAAGAACAAUGAUUUCAAGCACCACCCUCCUUUUAAAGCUUCCAGUCUGUUAUUCUAACUCAAUCAGCAUGACAGAGUGAUCUCCAGCCUUGUCCUCGUCAACACUCUCACCUGUGUUAACGAGAGAAUCACUGACAUGAUGUCAGCUGGUCCUUUUGUGGCAGGGCCUUUGAAAUUAAUUGCAAUUCAUCUGAUCACUCUUCAUAACAUUCUGGAGUAUAUGCAAAUUGCCAUCAUAAAAAUGGAUGUUUGUGUCAUUCUCAAAACUUUUGACCACGACUGUACAUUUAUCUAGCUAUCCCCCUUAAAGGGAAAAUACAUCUAUUGAGCUAUCCCCCUUAAAGGGAAAGCACAUCUAUCUAACAAUCCCCCCUUAAAUUGAUAGUUUACUGCUAUAUGGGCAUUUUUAUAAUUUGUUCACUUUAAAAGUUGUUUAUGGGCAACUAACUAUCGAGUAUUAUUUAUUUAUAUAUACAUACACAUACACACACACACACACACACACAGACAGUACCAGUCAAAAGUUUGGACACACCUACUCAUUCAAGGGUUUUUCUUUAUUUUUACUAUUUUCUACAUUGUAGAAUAAUAGGGAAGACAUCAAAACUAUGAAAUAACACAUAUGAAAUCAUGUAGUAACUAGAAAAGUGUUAAACAAAUCAAAAUAUAUUUCAAACUUCAAACAGCCACCCAUUGUCUUGAUGACAGCUUUGCACACUCUUGGCAUUCUCUCAACAAGCUUCACCUGGAAUGCUUUUCCAACAGUCUUGAAGGAGUUCCCACAUAUACUGAGCACUUGUUGGCUGCUUUUCCUUCACUCUGCGGUCCAACUCAUCCCAAACCAUCUCAAUUUGGUUGAGGUCGGGGGAUUGUGGAGGCCAGGUCAUCUGAUGCAGCACUCCAUCACUCUCCUUGGUAAAAUAGCCCUUACACAGCCUGGAGGUGUGUUGGGUCAUUGUCCUGUUGAAAAACAAAUGAAAGUCCCACUAAGCGCAAACCAGAUGGGAUGGCGUAUCGCUGCAGAAUGCUGUGGUAGCCAUGCUGGUUAAGUGUGCCUUGAAUUCUAAAUAAAUCACUGACCGUGUCACCAGCAAUCCACCCCCACACCAUCACACCACCUCCUCCAUGCUUCAUGGUGGAAACCACAUAUGCGGAGGUCAUCCGUUCACCUACUCUGUGUCUCACAAAGACACGGCGGUGGAACCAAAUAUCUCAAAUUUGGACUCAUCAGACCAAAGGACAGAUUUCCACCGGUCUAAUGUCCAUUGCUCGUGUUUCUUGGCCCAAGCAAGUCUCUUCUUAUUAUUGGUGUCCUUUAGUAGUGGUUUCUUUGCAGCAAUUCAACCAUGAAGGCCUGAUUCACGCAGUCUCCUCUGAACAGUUGAUAUUCAGAUGUGUCUGUUACUUGAACUCUGAAGCAUUUAUUUGGGCUGUAAUCUGAGGUGCAGUUAACUCUAAUGAACUUAUCCUCUGCAGCAGAGGUAACUCUGGGUCUUCCUUUCCUGUGGUGGUCCUCAUGAGAGCGAGUUUCAUCAUAGCGCUUGAUGGUUUUUGCGACUGCACUUUAAGAAACGUUCAAAGUUCUUGAAAUGUUCCGGAUUGACUGACCUUCAUGUCUUAAAGUAAUGAUGGACUGUCAUUUCUCUUUGCUUAUUUGAGCUGUUCUUGCCAUAAUAUGGACUUGGUCUUUUACCAAAUAGGGCUAUCUUCUGUAUACCACCCCUACCUUGUCACAACACAACUGAUUGGCUCAAACGCAUUAAGAAGGAAAGAAAUUCCACAAAUGAACUUUUAACAAGGCACACCUGUUAAUUGAAAUGCAUUCCAGGUGACUACCUCAUGAAGCUGGUUGAGAGAAUGCCAAGACUGUGCAAUGCUGUCAUCAAGGCAAAGGGUGGCUACUUGGAAGAAUCUCAAAUAUAAAAUAUUUUGAUUUGUUUAACACUUUUUUGGUUACUACAUGAUUCCAUAUGUGUCAUUUCAUAGUUUUGAUGUCUUCACUAUUAUUCUACAAUGUAGAAAAUAGUAAAAAAUAAAGAAAAACCCUUGAAUGAGUAGGUGUGUCCAAACUUUUGACUGGUACUGUGUGUAUAUAUAUCUACAAAGCACAGAUCUAGGAUCAGCUUACCUUCCACAAACCUUAACCUUAACCAUUAGGGGGAAAAUACAAAACUGACCCUAGAUCAAUGUCUAGGGUGACUUCAGAUCUCAUUAGCUCUCUGCCUGCAUUUUGACUCAGUGACCUCGGCUCAGAAAAGUUUAGGGAUAGGGAAAAUUUGAUUUUGAAUGGGAAUCAAUUGUUUGGUUCCCACAAGGAUAAUGAAACAAGUGUGUGUGUGUGCGCAUUUCCAUUGUACACUUCAGUCAAGAUUAGUUGUACUCAAAGUGGAAAUGCAUUUUCACAGCAACACAAACAAUAGACUGUACAAACAAUGGCCAUAUAAGGAAAAGGGGGUAACAGUGAACAUCUUGUCUGGACUGUAGUAUAACCACACUCCUUCCUCAUGUUCAUGUAUUAUGAGAGUUGGUCCACAUUCCUACGCUCUAGCAAAAUCAGAGGUACAACCACUACAAGGGAUAGUACAUCUAUCUAGCUAUCCCCCGUAAAGGGAUAGUUCACUGCUAUAUGGGCAUUUUAUAAUUUGCUUACUUUAAAAGUUGUUUAUGGGCGACUAACGAUCGACUAUUACCCUAUAUAUAAUCUACAAGGAACAGUUGUGCCUAUCACCUAAAAGCAGACUGGUAUUGGUCUGAGACCUAAUAUAACAUCCUUUUUUUCCUGACUUCUGCCAACUAAAGUUACAUUGUUGCCGCCGUUCAGUGUUUAUUUGGUGUUUCAACUCCUCUGGGAGAGAUUUGGUUACCUCAGAGAGCGUAGUGCCGUGACUGUCAAUAAAGGUGUUCACAUUUUGUCCACAGUGCAGUGACGUUGUGAUUGGACAGAUAGCUACUACGUGCCAUGGUCCAACUGCACUGUAAACAUAUGAUGUUCCUGGUUGAAGUUGCCUCUAAGCACAGGCCUAGGAUCAGCUUACCUUCCCCAAAUCCUAACCUUAACUAUUAGGGGGGAAAUACAAAACUGACUGUAGAUCAAUGUCUAGGGUGACUUCAUUGUAAUUCAUUCUCACAGCAGACUAGUGUGGAAUUCCAAAUCUACCCCCAGUCUCUAACCCAAGGUACUUCUCUAGAUAACAUUGUUUUUUUCUUCAAGAUAGGUGUCACUAAUAUGGUGAUGCUUUGACCUAGCCAAUCAGAGGGCAAGAUGGAGCUAUUGCCAUAUUGCUUAAACCAAUCUGAUCCUCUCAGAUCUACCUGAAGUGUCUAGGGAAAUGGGCUGUUAUAUGGGUCAAAUUGGAAUUCAGAAUUCAUUCCUGGUGAAGUCAAGAAUUGGAACGUUUUCUCAAACCCAGAGAGUAUCAGCUGGGGAAAAGCACUAAUAAAAUGCUAGUAAAAGCAGAAGAGGAAUUGGUGAAGGUGUAUAAAUGUUGUAUGAAUGAAAAUUGGAAUGGAAAACUGGCCACUUCUUAUUUGUCAACUUAACAUGCUUAUUUUGUGUGACUCUCCUAGUGUCACAAUGGAUGUCUAAAAAACAUACGUAACCAGCGUUGCCUCGUCAUGUGUUUGUUGUCACAAUGCUCAUAUUGUCUAUUUAAUUGGUUAUGGUUGGACGUGUCACUUGUGUACUCGUUGUGUGUCCAUUAUGUCCUAAACCCUCAUCCAAGGUUUUCGAUUCAGCUUUUGCUAUGUCACGAAGCUGUCUGGAUUCAAGGUGUGUAUGAGUAUGUGUAUGUGUGUGUCACAAAUGCCUCUCUCCGUGUGGUCAGCCUGACUGUGCCCACUAGCACAGAGCCGGUGGGUUCGAACCCCUUCGAGGAUGACGACGACGAGGAUCUCCAGGAGACCAUGAAGGAACAGCCCACUGUCGUCAACAACAACAACAACCGCAGUCCGCUCAAUGUCAAAAAAGUGGAGGAAGUGAAAACGUUGGUGAAAAAGAGACCCACUCCUCUCCCUGCUUUCCUUCCCUCCCUCUCUUCUUGUUUUCUCUUUCCCUCAGUCUUUGGGUGAAUUUACUAUUUUAGUGUUACACAAGUGUUUCUCAGGGCUGCACAUGUUUGUUCCAGCCAAGCACUAGCACACAGGGCUUGCUGAUUAGUUGAGUAGUUGAACCAGGUGAGCUAGUGCUGGGCUAAAACAAAAAUGUGCACCCCUGAGAAACACUUCAAUAACACACUAUUGAGGCACAUCCUUUCUGUCCUCUACCAUCUUUAUUUUUCAUUACUUCUCUUUUAUUCCUCUCCUCCCUUUUCCCUCUCUCGCUCUCUCUUUUCUCACCCCUCCUUUCUUUUUUCUACCGCUUCCCUCCUCUCUCCUUCCCUUUCCUUCCCUCCCCUCUCCUCUGCUCUCCUUCCCUCUCCUCUUCUCUCCUUCCCUCCUCUCUCCUCCGCUCUCCUUCCCUCCCCUCUCCUCCCCUCUCCUCCUCUCUCCUCCUCUCUCCUCCUCUCUCCUUCCCUCUCCCUGGCUAGCGGCAGGCUGUGUUACUGUGCAUGGGCUCUCAGUGAGCGAUCACACCAACCCUACAUUAGUCAUUACUCCUAACAGUACCAACUGCCAAGUCCUGCAGAGCAUCCUUUCUGCGCGUGUGUGUAUGUAUUUUUCCUGUCUGUGGUUACUGUACAGUCAGAUCUGUUGCAAGUUGGAACUUAAAAAUACAAUUUCUAUAGAAUUUUGACUUUAAACAAAAGCCUGUCUUGAACUUAUAUAAACCUAUAUUGGGUCCUGUUUUACGCCAGGUCUGAUAUUGACUCAAGGCCGGGCAGAGAAACCGGCACUCAUAAAGUCAACAGUGUGUGUGUGUCUCAGUCUCUCUGGCAUAAAGCAGGAACUAUGAGAUGACAAAGGUGUUUGAGUGUACCAGCUGCAAGGGUCUGACUGUAACCUGAGGAUGUGUGUGUGUGUGUUUCAUGGGUUUUCUCUGACUGGGGAAGAAGGGUGUUUGUUCAUCUGAUUACUGUACAUCUACCUCCCUCCAGUGGUGGAUGGGGUGAACUCCAACCAUGCUUUUGUACUGCACUCGUGUCACUGUGCCAUUGUGUUGCCUUGCCUUACCUCAGCACUCUGUCUGUGUGUCCACUCCAAGUGGUGUCAAAGCAAACUCACAAAUCCAUUCGCCAACAAAACCUCACAGCAUUGGUUUCCUAAAAAGGCAUGUUUUUUCCCCCAUUGGUUGAUUUGAGAGAGGAAGGGAGAAACCUAUAUGCUUACAGUCUAUGUAUCCGGGUGGAUUCGGAGAUGCAUUUGCUGGGCCUUCUACGUGUUGUGCUGUACUCUACAUUGGUGUCGUUGUUCUACCAGGCCCUCUUAACUCUUUUUGUUCCCGCUUCUCUCGCCUGGCAUGCUGGAUUGUCCAAUCGGUGUGUGAGCAGGGCAUGAUUGACAAGUGACAUUUUCAAAUGUCCCUUAUAUUGAUUGGCUCCUCUGUGUCCGUCUAGCGCCAGCAGUGUGGAGAAGUCGCAGGAGUGGUCGGAUGAGGAGACUGGGGUGAACCCGUUUUCCAUGGAGGACGCCAACGGCGACGGGAACCCAUUUGAGGUGGAGCCGGCAUCCUCAGUGGUGUCUGUGGCCGUGCGCGCCAUCUACGACUACGAAGGACAGGAGCAGGAUGAACUCAGCUUCAAAGCAGGUGUGUGUGCUUGUGUGUGAGUGACUGCGAGAAUACUUGAAAGACUAUGCGAGUGAAAAGUCCCCUGCCCUGUAUGACCACUGCUAAGUGAAAGGACUGGAUGUCUCCACCAGUCUUCUUUUACUUGCCAUGUCCUGUCAGAUCAGUUAUCUAUGACCAUUAGAACACAGAGAAAAGUGAGUGAGGCUGAAUUGUGAGUCACAGAUCAUUUUUGAAACUGCUCAACAGAAAGACAUGCUCAUCAUCUACCACUAUCUUUUCACAUAAUAAUCUGUCCCUUCCUCCCUGUUCUCCUUUUUGUCCUGAAGGCGAGGAGUUCACCAAGAUAGGAAACGAGGACGACCAGGGCUGGUGCAGAGGGCGCCUGAAAGAUGGCGUGGUGGGCCUCUACCCCGCCAACUACGUAGAAGACAUCCAGUAAUGACAGAGCGAAGGACGAGGAGGAAAAAGAGAGAGAGGAGGAGGAUGUGGAGGAGGAG